Molecule: messenger RNA, 612 nt
Organism: Ostreococcus tauri
Lineage: Eukaryota; Viridiplantae; Chlorophyta; Mamiellophyceae; Mamiellales; Bathycoccaceae
Product: Leucine-rich repeat
Exons: 1
Coding region: 1-612 (203 amino acids)
Molecular function (GO): protein binding
Source: RefSeq, a predicted model, not a curated record
AUGUUUGUGAGAUUGGCGUCGCGUUGGUGGGCGUCGUCCGUCACGACGACGACGCAGCGAGAGAUUUCUUUGACAGCGGUGUUCGGUCGAGACGUCCGCUCGAUGUCUUCAUCGGCGCAGAAGUCAUCGAAUGAGGGUGCGAGCGAGGACGCGACGGCGAGGACGCUCUUAGACGCGAACGCGAAGCGGUUCGACGCCGCACUGAGUGGUGGCCGCGCGCUGGAGGCGCUGCUGCUGGGACGGAGCGAGGACCUGCGGUGCGUGGACGUGAUGUGCGAACACGUCGGUGAGGCGUGCGCGUGCAGGCUCGCUCGCGUGGUCGAGCGGCGAGGGGUGGGAUUGAGAGUGCUAGAUGUCUCGGGAAAUCGCCUGCGGGCGCUGCCGAGCGCGAUUUGGGGGUUGAAGGAGUUGGAGAAGUUAGACGCGAGCGACAACGCGCUAACGGAACGGGACGUCCCGUUCGAUGAUCUCAUCGAAAGAGCGAGCGAGACCGCGCCAAAGCUACGAGAGCUAAAUUUAAGAGGGAACGUGGAGUUGGUGGACGGGCUCGGUGAUCGUUGGCGAGCGGUGGUGGAUGCCAUGGCAAAGCGCGGCGUACGACUCACUUUGUAA